AUGGAGCAAGGUGAUGAUGGUGGAAAAAGAGGUGAGAUGAAUAGGCAACUUCAUCCUCAUCCUCAGCCGCCUCAAGAGUGUCCUAGGUGUCAAUCAUUCAACACCAAGUUCUGUUACUUCAAUAAUUACAGUCUAAACCAACCGAGGUACUUCUGUAAAUCAUGCAGAAGGUACUGGACUCAAGGUGGAACAUUGAGAAAUGUUCCAGUUGGUGGCGGUAGUCGUAAGGGAAAGAGAGCUAAGAACUCACCUUCGACUUCCACAAGUAAUUCCUCUGGGAAUUCUUCUGUGUCUCAGCCAAUGCUGCCACAGCCGACUAUUCAGUCUACUAUGGCUGCUAUGGCUAAAGACUCUGCUUUGAGUUUGACUUCAUUUUCCUCUGCUGCUCCUUUUUAUCAAGGUGGUGGUGGGGUUGGUUACAUGUCGUCUUUUGCGGCAUUUAACCAGUCUCUGAAUCCAAAUCUAUCAGCACACAAUUUUGAUCACCCGUCUCUGAACCUCGGUGGUGUUGGUUCUUCAAAUUUAAGUCUUUUACAAGGCUUUAAUGUUGCUGCUGCUCUUGGAAAUUCAUCACAAGGGCCAAAUCGUCCAUCAAUGCAACAGUACUAUCAAAUGGCAGGUAAUGGAGGAAUGUUCACCUCACAACAACAAGGUUUGAACUUGAUUCCCUCAUCUACCACGUCAAAUGCUAGUGUUGCUGCUGCUUCUAACAUCUGGCCACAAAGUUUCAUGAAUGGUACUCUCAGCACCACUUCCAUUCCUAGUGGUAAUUCUGAUAGGAAUGGUAGUGGUGCUGGCGGUAGUGGUAGCAGUGUUGCUGGUGCUGGUUCUCCUGCUUUGACUCCAAAUCAAUGGCCGGAUCUGGCCGGAUUCAACUCUCCUCAGUGAUCUUAUUGCACCUAGAGAAUCCGGGGAUGGAAGACAUAGCUCUGAGCAAUUUAUUUGUUUUGUUUCAUUUUUCUUUAGUUAUUUAUGUUAUAAGUUCAAUAAAUUUAAGUUAUAAGUUCUUUAAGUUGUUUUGAAAUAUGACAGUUAUUAUUAUGAAAUAAUAUUUGUGAUUUUGUUUUUGUUA
Trifolium pratense (red clover) is the source of this 1072-nucleotide messenger RNA. RefSeq names its product dof zinc finger protein DOF5.3-like. The record is from RefSeq and is a predicted model, not a curated record. Gene Ontology annotation, molecular function: DNA binding; DNA-binding transcription factor activity. Bases 1 to 888 code for a protein of 295 amino acids. Gene Ontology annotation, biological process: regulation of DNA-templated transcription. NCBI's taxonomy places the organism in Eukaryota, Viridiplantae, Streptophyta, Magnoliopsida, Fabales, Fabaceae. The transcript has a single exon.